Nomia melanderi (Alkali bee) is the source of this 1869-nucleotide messenger RNA. RefSeq names its product prostaglandin E synthase Su(P) (gene Su(P)). Gene Ontology annotation, cellular component: mitochondrion. Gene Ontology annotation, molecular function: prostaglandin-E synthase activity. The record is from RefSeq and is a predicted model, not a curated record. NCBI's taxonomy places the organism in Eukaryota, Metazoa, Arthropoda, Insecta, Hymenoptera, Halictidae.
AUUUCUCACAGAGUAGCCUCAUAGACGCGAAACUUUUACUGAAAUUUUUUAUAUUGUAUUCUCAAAAUUGCUAUUUUACAGACGAAUUCAAUUUUUUCCAUUAACUACGUACUAGACAAAAGAGAAAGAGGAAACUCUAUACCGAAGAAUCAAAAAUAUUGUGUACCAUGUGCACUUGUAUCGUGGCGUUCUAAACUAUUUUGAAAAUUUUACAUUUAUGUGUCCUUUGUGGUAUUUGUAUAAUCAAUGACAGAUAUUAAAUUUUUAUAUUCAAAUUGAGGCAAAUAUAAUAUUGAUAAACUCUUGAUAUUAUCGAAGUAAUAUUUUUUUAUUAUUUCAUCAAUUUAAUUUAAAUGAAAAUUUCAUAGAUAAAUGUCUGUAUCAAUUUUUGUCCGUAACCUCUUCCUACUUCUUUUUCAUUACUAUGUUAUGUCACUCUAGUGACAGAAAUAUUCGUUUACUAAGUGUUUUUAAAUAAUUAAUCUACUUAAAACUAAGCAUAUAAUAGUUAAUAAGUAUUUAUAAUGUCUGUUCUAACGAAAUCGUUAAAAUUGUCACAAAAUUUUCAUACUUUUAAAUAUAUUCUAAAAUGCCCAAGAAGAAACGAAAGUUUCUCAUCGACCACUCAACCCUUUACAAGAAAAAAAACUGUACUAAAAGCGAGUCUAAUUGGAAUGACUGUCGGGGCUCUCACUGCGACAGGUUAUUCUAUUUAUUCCAAUAUUGAGAAAUCUAAAACGUAUCAUCUUGAAGGGACAAAACGGGAAAUUCAAGUACUGGAAGCGAAACCACAAGUUCCAGUUUCAAGACAGAUUAUUUCACCCACAGACACAAGCGGAUUGAAGUUAACCCUUUUUCAAUAUCAAACCUGCCCUUUUUGUUGUAAGGUCAGAGUGUUUUUGGAUUAUUUUGGUCUAUCUUAUGAUGUUGUGGAAGUAGAUCCAGUAUUAAGAAAAGAAAUAUCAUGGUCGUCUUACCGAAAAGUACCAAUACUUUUAGCUAAAACCAAUUCUGGUUUUCAACCAUUAAAUGACAGCUCAAUGAUUGUUUCAUUAAUUGCAUCGCAUUUAAAAGAUAAAUCGCAAAAAAUUGAUGAGUUAAUACAUUGGUAUCCAAGUAUAGCAAUGCAUGAUGAACAUGAUAAACUCAAAUACGAUAUUAUGAACAAAUAUUUCUUGAUGUAUAACGAAUCUUUGCCAAAAAAUAAGAACUUCGAUGAUAUUGUAGAAGAGCGUAAAUGGAGGAAAUGGGCAGAUGAAAGCCUGGUUCAUACCCUUUCACCAAAUGUGUAUAGGACUCUUGAUGAAGCUUUUGAUACCUUUAAUUGGUUUUCUAAAGUUGGCAAAUGGGAAGAAUAUUUUCCAGCUUGGGAAAGAUUUAUAAUAAUAAAUAUAGGCGCUACAGCUAUGUGGAUGAUUUCAAAACGUUUGAAAAAAAGACAUAAUCUUAAGGAUGAUGUUCGGCAAUCUCUUUAUGACGAUGUCAACAAAUGGUUACAUGCUAUUAAAAAUCGUGGUGGUAGAUUCAUGGGAGGAGAAAGACCUAACUUAGCCGAUCUUGCUGUUUAUGGAAUUUUGAAAAGUAUAGAAGGUUGUACAGCUUUCCACGAUGUCAUAGAUAACACGAAACUUAAUACAUGGUACAGCGCUAUGAUGGAAGAAGUAGAGACACAUUCUGGGAGCAAAUACUUAAUUGAAUAGUGUAAAUUUAUUAAUUAUAUUAAUAAGUUCCUUGUGCAGUAAUUUAUAUUAAUUUCAUUAUUUUUAUAAAGAAUAUUGCAUUUAAAUUAAUUCAACAAUCAAAUAUCGUUUUGUUGAUGUGUUUCUUUGAAAUCCAAUUUUAAACGGAAUAAUUUUAAAUAAUUUAUUA